Cydia pomonella (codling moth) is the source of this 6321-nucleotide messenger RNA. RefSeq names its product CTD nuclear envelope phosphatase 1 homolog (gene Dd). The transcript has 7 exons. Gene Ontology annotation, molecular function: protein serine/threonine phosphatase activity. The record is from RefSeq and is a predicted model, not a curated record. Bases 175 to 906 code for a protein of 243 amino acids. NCBI's taxonomy places the organism in Eukaryota, Metazoa, Arthropoda, Insecta, Lepidoptera, Tortricidae.
UAUGUUGCUUGUGGUGCGGGAAUUGGGUCGAUUAUGUCAUGGCGGGUUAGAUGUUUUCGGCACUUGAUUCAAUAAGAUUUGUUUUGAAUUACGCCGUCAAUGAUCCCGUCGUGUACUCCAUUGUUUAAAACUACACCUGAUUAUUUAGUAUUGAUCAUUUCGUAAACAAUUCAAAUGCUGAAACAAUUGCAAAUGGGCCUUCGCGCGUUUAUGCUCCUUGCUUCGAAAGUAUGGAGUUGUGUUUGUUAUAUGUUUAAGAAGCAAUACCGAGCGUUGGCUCAAUACCAAUCUGUCAAGUAUGAGGUGUACCCACUGUCCCCAGUAUCUAGACAUAGGCUGAGUCUAGUAAAGAGAAAGAUGCUGGUCCUAGACCUGGAUGAGACGUUAAUCCACUCGCAUCACGACGCAAUGCUGCGGCCGACGGUGAAGCCGGGGACGCCUCCAGACUUCGUCCUGAAGGUCACCAUAGACAAGCAUCCCGUCAGGUUCUUUGUGCACAAGCGGCCGCACGUCGACUACUUCCUUGAUAUAGUGUCGCAGUGGUACGAGCUGGUGGUGUUCACAGCCUCGAUGGAGAUAUACGGCGCGGCGGUCGCCGAUAAGCUGGACAACGGGCGUGGUAUACUGCGCCGCCGAUUUUAUAGACAACAUUGCACAGCCGAGCACGGCUCAUACACCAAGAACCUGACGUCGAUAUGCGAUGACCUCAACAGGGUGUUCAUAUUGGACAACUCGCCCGGGGCCUAUAGGGACUUUCCAGACAACGCGAUACCAAUAAAAUCGUGGUUCUCGGACCCGCUGGACUCGGCGCUGCUGAACCUGCUGCCGGUGCUGGACGCGCUGCGCUUCACGCACGACGUGCGCUCCGUGCUGUCGCGCAACCUGCACCUGCACCGGCUGUGGUAGCCUGCAGGUGAAUCGGCUUUUGUACAAAACGGGCGCCACACGGCUCGGCCUGGAACUAUUUAUUAUUUCACUCGUUAAAAAAAUACGCCGUUCGCCGCUUAUUCAAAUAUACAUAUAGAUUUAACUGUAGUUCAAUACGUUUGUUUAAGUUUUUUGUGUUUUUCGUACUUGAAAAGUGAACGCUUAUACAUUAUGUAUAUUCGUAUAUCUAAUAAUGUUAGGAUACAGGCGAUUAAUACGAGAGUUUCAUACAAAUAUUGUUUUUAUGUUAAAUUACUUCUCAAUAGUUAAUAAAUACAUCUUAAGUUAAAAAAACUCCGUAUUGAGUAAAAUAGCGAAUAUUUCAUUUCGUAUUGACAUUUGUUUACUACAGUAAACGCCAUCUAUUGGCUGUAUGUUUGUAAUUGUUUAGAUGGCAUUCUAUUGUCUAUAGUCAAAAAAUAUACAUCUUUGAUAAAUCCAUAACUUCAGUAAAUUGAUUGAUUGACAUUUUUCUUUAAAAGAAACCGUAGAAAAGGGAAUAUAUUUCCCAUGCUCCAAAGGGCUUGAAUUGCAUACCAGAGAUUUGGUAGGAUUCCUAUGUUUGCAACUUCAAUGAUGAAUUAGAAUUAGUACUUUAUUAAGUUAAGACUUAAAGACACUAUAGUGACUAUUGGCAGAUCUUACCUAAUAAUUACCAUCCAUGGUAACUAAAACUAAUGUAGGUAAUAUACUUUCGUUAGUACGGAUACUAUCGAAGACACAUUUUACCUCUUUUGUAAUAAGAUUCGAAUUACUAUUUAAAUGUGUCAUAGGCUGCUUAAUACUAGAAAUUAGACAAUAUUUGUAUGAAAUAUUAUUAUUUGUUCUUAAGUAUGUGUCUCGCUCUAUUGAUGUGAGUGAGAAGUCCAGUUUUAGAAUGAAUCUUAAAUAACUAGAGUAACCCACCUUAUCUUAUGAUCGCUAGUUUUUUUUUAAUCAAGCACCUCACUCAGAUAUUCAUCGAUAUUAUAUCGAUUUGUAAUAGUAACUACUCGAUUAAAAGUGUUUAAUAUUUGAAUUUUAUACGCCAAUUUCUACGACGUUAAAUAAUAACCUUUUCAUCGUGUCACAUCCACUCGCCCUGACUAAUGCACAGAUUAAAUGACACCACAGAAGAUACACCACUCUCAGCGACUACGGUAAAAAGGUUAAAACGUCAGAAACUGUUUUUAACCUAGCGUGAGGUGCUCUGCUCAAAUAUAAUGUUCUGCAUGUUUUAAAAACAUUAUUUUCCAUAUCAAUUAUUAAUAAAGUUUAGAAAAUGAUUUGUCUGUAUAAGUAUGCCUUCAGGUUUACUAAUCAAAUCUAAAAAAGGAAAAGUUUCGUUUCAUUUCUAAUCGUAAAUAUAUAAUUUUAUUAAUGAUAAAUGUGAAUUAAAGGGCACUUUUUUAAUUCGUUAUUCAUGGAAAUAGUUUUAAAUAGCAAAAUAUUGAUAGGCGUGAGGUCGACUGAAACGACUAGUCAUUAAAUAUUAUUCCGUGGAAAAUAAUGUUUUUAAAUAUUAACCUUCCAUUCGAGAAAACUGUAAAUAGUAUAAUGUAAACGGUUUCAGUGGUUUGUUCACUUCGGUAUGUUUAAAAAAUGAUCUCUCAUUUUUUUAUAAUAGUUUUUAAUCGAAAUAAGUUUUCGUUUUGUACAAACUUUCGAAACCGAAUUUUGAUGACUUUAAAAAUAAUAUUGUGAGAUAGAUUAGUGUUUUUUAAUUGGCAAAUCACUAUGACGAGGAUUUCAUUAUGUGUCGCGCCGAGAUUGUGUGUGUACCGAUGAAUAUUUCAAACAUAGACCAUAACUUUAUCAUACCUUAGACCAUAAUUUUUAGAGAAGCCACGAAUAGUGGUUUUGGCCGAAUAUUCGGUAAAACGUGUGUACAUUUUGAAUCACAUUUAUUAUGAAAACUGGUCGCCUACAAAAGGACAAUAUGUUCUGAGAUUUAAGUUUUGUUCUUCUUUAAGCAGUGUAUAUAUCAUCAAGCAAAUCUAGCCUAUGAUAAAAUUAAUCUAUAAUGCAAACAACAAAUUCUCCAAAAAAUUCUUCAUUUAUAACAACUUCUCAAGAAUACAUUUUACACACAUACACUUUAAGUGUAUAAUUGUUCUUUAUAAGUCCUAGGUGUAAUAAUUAUUCAGUAUUCGGCCGAAUACCGAAUGUUCGGCAAAGUUGCCGAAUAUUCGUGGAAUCUCUAAUCAUUUCAUCUUAUCCCACGAAUAACUGUAUUCUUUCCAAAUAUGAUAGGUUAAUCGCAUUGGCCUUCACAUAAUCUUAGUCCCUCUCAGGGACCGAAAACCCCUCCAUUUGAUUAAUCUUUCCGAUAGGGUAACCCUAUUAUAUAAUUACCCUAUCAUUGAGUUGACCACAGAGAUUAAAGUAACUUAAUCUCGUUCUAAAAACACUUCGCAGUUUCUCUAUCAAGGGUUUUUGAUACAGUAAGCACUUACCCAAAAUUAACUCUAUUGAUUUGAUUUGGUUACCCUUUUCUUCAGGUAAGUUAACGAUAUGGUUUUCGAAUUGAUUUAAUUGUAAAAGCAAUUAUAUCAAAUGUAUACCCACCCUAUCAAAUACCACUUUAUUGGUAACCAGUCCCGGACCCAGGGUCCUUGAGCCACUCUUAUUUGUCAUACUUGCUGGUAAAAGACAAACAACUAGGGAACAAAUCAAAUUGUUUUUAUAAAAUAUUUUGAUUUGUGUUUUUAAGUAGUACUAAAUAUAACUUAGAAACUAAAAUAGAUGUCAUAUAAUAAAGAUAAUACUUACUUACGCGGCUAACGCCCUGGACUUGCGUUGGUAAUUUUUUCUUUACUAUAUGACCUCUAUUUAGUUCAUAAAGGACAAAUAACUUAUGUCAAACAUAUCAGUGAUUAUUCUGGCUGGUCUGUGCGUAAAAUGUUUACACAAAGUAGGUUUUCGCAAACCCAUGUUGAGUGAACUACUUAAAGCAUAUCCAAAGGAAUAAUACAAACUAAUAGAUACUGAGGUCCUCAAUCUUGUUAGAACGAAGCCUCCUGGUGGCUUUUUCGUGCUCGCCUUUAAUUUUGUUUUAGUAAAAUAACUUGAGUCGGUCCAAGCUAAUUGUGCAUCAUUAAUGUGAAAUUCACACGUCCUCUCUUUGUUCUAUUUAAAUCGGUGCAAAAUAAGCUCUCUAGGUUGUCAAUAAGAAACGAUGAGUUACCUAUUCCGGUUUAUGCACGUUAUUGUUCCUUUGUCUAUGCUUAAAAAUAACAUAUUAAUAAACAGGUUAAAUAAUAUGAAUACUUGUACAAGUGCAUGUUGCACACUUUGCCAGAGAAUUAUUACUUGCGAUUAAAAUGUUACAAUAUUGAUGAAACAUUUAUAUCCGUCGGUAUAACAGUCGAAAUUAUCUGAGAUAAACUUUUAACAAAAUAAUCCAUUGAAAUAUCAUCCUUCCUAUUUAAGCAAGAAGACGCAAACGAUAAUGACAAAUUUUGUAUAUUAAGUUCAAUGAACUGUUAGAGUUAGACCAAGCUAACUGUCCAUGGCAUUUGCUAUAACAAAGUGUGGAUGUCAAAUUUCUAUGAAAAUAAUGAACACUCCCUCGUUUUGGUCUGACGUACGGUUGUGUACUUUAAAAUGGUUGAGCCAUUUAAGGUUCACUAUAAUAUUUUUCACAUAGCGUGGGUUCGGUGACAGCUGUCAUCUCAAUACAAUUUGGCAUUUUAAGGUUAGAAAUUGUAUUGAGAUGACAGCUGUCACCGAACCCAAGCUAUGUGAAAAAUAUACAGGGAACCUUGGAUUGGAAAUGUCAUAGCGUUAGUAUUGACUACCAAAUUACCUUAAGCCGUAGAUGGGUCAACAAAUAAAUGCCGUGACCCUACUUCCAGAUAAUUUCAACUGCACAUUCUCGGGUCAAAUGCUGUGAGACAGGAUUAUGACAAAUUGACAAUAGGGUAUUAUGCUACUUAAAUCAUGUACAAAGUAUGCAGGCUCAGUUCUAAUAAGGUAUACGGUAAUUAAAUAAUCACUUUAGUUGUUAAAUGCCCAAUCGAAUUCAAGUUAUGGACUUAUGGUACUGAAACAUACAAAUAUCCAAAUAAUAAUGAAUUAAACUUUACUAUUAGGUAAUCAUUAAAAAAAAUGUUGAAUUUUGAAGGCGAAUUCGGCCUUUUUUCAGCCUGUAUCAACCGAUAAUGAUAGUAAGUUUUCAAUCGAUUGAAUCAUCAAAAUCGGCACAGCAGGUUCUACACUUCCAGUAUCAGGUCCAGAAUGUAAGCAAGCUUCAUUUUAGAUCUGUGAUAAUAAGGACACAAACAUACAUACAUAGGCUCCUAAAUCAUUUAUACAUAGCCUUUCCCGUGGCUGGAAAAAAAUAAAUUUACACCUUACCAUAGAAAUAAGAGUGUUGACAUAUCUAUGAGACAUUUUAGUGAGACGUGAGAUAAAAAAAAUGGCACCUAAAUCUCUCUUUUAUAUUGCAGUCAUAAAAUUAACACCGACCUUUAAACAGACAUGUUUUCAUUUAAUUGCAUGUAUCAUCUUAGUGCAAUAUUACGUUUAAAGGUGAUAAUUGUAGUAAUAUGAGACCGAGCUAAGACAAAAACAUAAUAAGUGCACGUGUUACUGAACGGUACAUUGUGUCCUUUAUUAUUGUCAUUUGGUAAAUCUUAUGUUAUGGCAAUAAGGUUUACAAAAGGAUAGUCAAAAAGUGGUGAAAAUAAAAGGGCGUACUCCCGUCUUAAAAGGUCCGCAACGCACAUGUUACCUCUCUGGCAUUGCAGGUGUCCAUGAGCGGCGGUAAUUGCUUACCAUCUGGUGGUUCGUGUGAUCGUUUGCCUCUUAUAUCAUCAAGUCUAUUUGGGGCACACGUCUACUGUCGCGUACCUAAUUGUGACGCUCAUAUACGAUAUUUAGUAGGUAUAUUUCCAUGUAUAUAUUGUUAUAAGAUUUUAUUAACUGGCGGUUACCUUCACUGUUUUUAUUAUUUUUCUGUAAAUAGUGUAGUGUAGGGCGUUAACGCCAACUUUUAACGUAAAAUGCAUAACGGUACUACGUUUUAACCGCCAGUGUUCCUCUAUUCUCGAACAUUUACCGUAAUGAAUAUGCAACGCGUAUGUAAGUAGUUGCAAGCGUCCUUAGGCUGCAGUGUCCAUGUACCAAAUGGGCCGUAUCUACGAUUGGUGGCACCCAAAACGGUAAUUAAAAAAUAAAUAAAACGCGGUCCGGAAAAACAAGUGUUCGAUUAGUUUACCGAUAAAUUUGUGUUCUUCAGACAUAUUGGUCAAAACGUUAAAAGAAAAAUAAGGCCUACAUUACUAUCGCAUCUGGGAGUUUUGGUGACUAAAGUGAUUAUUACCUGAUUUUGUUUAUUAAGUACGCAUUGUAAAAUAAAUGGAUGAUGAUGAAGCGAAGCACUGUUCAAAGAAUUAAAUGUUAAUUUUUGAA